Molecule: messenger RNA, 3312 nt
Organism: Cryptomeria japonica (Japanese cedar)
Lineage: Eukaryota; Viridiplantae; Streptophyta; Pinopsida; Cupressales; Cupressaceae
Product: DExH-box ATP-dependent RNA helicase DExH9
Exons: 14
Coding region: 148-3108 (986 amino acids)
Biological process (GO): RNA catabolic process; maturation of 5.8S rRNA
Cellular component (GO): nucleus
Molecular function (GO): RNA binding; ATP binding; RNA helicase activity
Source: RefSeq, a predicted model, not a curated record
UAUAAGUUUAGGACGUUUGAAGAAAAAGGCCUCUUUCAACAUGGAGUCUGCUACCAAGCUGGUAUGCUAUUGGGGUGAGUUGUUAGGGCACAAGUAGGAGCUUGCCACAGCACUGUAUCAUCACCCUGCAACCUCGACAUACUAAACAUGAUGGCUGUUAAGAGAAAAGCGGAGGAUGAUCCCCUCGGCACUCCUCUGCAAAAGAAGCACCAAGAAGAAGAACAACAGCAUGACCAGGAGGGUACUGUCACAUGCCUUCAUGACGUGUCUUAUCCAGAAGGUUACAUACCCUUGCCUAAGGUACCCACUUCUUCAAAGCCUGCCAAGGACUAUUCUUUCAAGCUCGACCCCUUCCAGAGCGAAGCCAUCCAGUGCUUGGAGCACGGCGAGUCUGUUCUGGUGUCAGCUCAUACAUCUGCUGGAAAAACUGUUGUGGCUCUUUAUGCUAUAGCCAUGUCGUUAAGAGAUAAGCAACGAGUUAUAUACACUUCUCCAAUUAAGGCACUUAGCAACCAAAAGUUCAGGGAAUUCAGUGAGGAGUUCUCAGAUGUUGGUCUGAUGACUGGUGAUAUCACAAUUGCGCCAAAUGCAUCUUGCCUGGUAAUGACAACAGAGAUCUUACGGAGCAUGCAAUACAGGGGUUCUGAGAUUAUGCGUGAAGUGGCUUGGAUAAUCUUUGAUGAAGUGCAUUACAUGCGUGAUAGAGAAAGGGGUGUGGUCUGGGAAGAAAGCAUUGUUAUGGCUCCAAAAAAUUCUAGAUUUGUGUUUCUCUCUGCAACUGUGCCAAAUGCGAAGGAGUUUGCUGAUUGGGUUGCAAAGGUACAUCAGCAACCUUGUCACAUUGUUUAUACAGAUUUUCGACCUACGCCUUUGCAGCAUUAUCUCUUUCCCUCUGGUGGAGAUGGCUUGUUCUUAGUAGUAGAUGAGCAAGGCACUUUCCGGGAAGACAGCUUUCAGAAAGCAGUAAAUGCUCUUUGUGAUAAUGGAAACAAGAAAACUGGGAAUUGGCAAAAGGGAAUGAAUGCAGGUAAAUCUGGCGAAGAAAGUGACAUUUUCAAGAUUGUUAAAAUGAUAAUGCAACGGCAGUAUGAUCCAGUUAUUGUAUUCAGUUUCAGCAAGAGGGAUUGUGAAAUUCUGGCUAUGCAGAUGGCAAAGUUGGAUUUGAAUGUUGAAGAUGAGAAAAAGCUUGUGGAUACCAUCUUCUCUAGUGCCAUGGAUUCACUUUCAGACGAUGACAAGAAACUCCCACAAGUUUCUCGUAUUUUACCCCUACUCCGGCGAGGCAUAGGAGUGCAUCAUUCUGGUCUGCUUCCUAUUCUCAAGGAAGUGAUUGAGAUACUCUUUCAAGAAGGAUUAAUCAAGUGUUUGUUUGCGACAGAAACAUUCAGCAUAGGUCUGAACAUGCCUGCAAAGACAGUCGUAUUUACAAAUGUGCGCAAAUUUGAUGGUGACAAGUUCCGCUGGAUAUCUAGUGGAGAGUAUAUUCAGAUGAGUGGACGUGCUGGAAGGCGAGGUCUUGAUGCACGUGGUAUUUGCAUUUUAAUGAUUGAUGAGAAACUGGAACCGUCUACUGCAAAAAUGAUGGUUAAAGGUAGUGCCGAUCCUCUCAACAGUGCCUUCCAUCUGAGCUACAACAUGCUAUUGAAUCAGAUGCGUUGUGAAGAUGGUGAUCCAGAGACGUUAUUGAGACAGUCAUUCUACCAGUUCCAAUCUGAUCGUGCACUUCCCAGUCUCCAGAAACACGUGAAAGAUCUGGAGGAGGAAAGAAACUCUAUUGUGAUUGAGGAAGAAGAUAAAUUAAAAGAUUAUUACUCUGUACUGGAACAGUUCAGGAACUUCAAAAGUGAUAUCCGUAAAAUUGUAUUUUCACCUAGGCAUUGUUUGCCAUUUCUGCAGCCUGGAAGGCUUGUCCGUGUACUAAGCUCAAGUGGAGAAAAAGACAACCCAUCUAUCUCACAGGAUGAGCAGUUGACCUGGGGCAUAAUUGUUAACUUUGAGAAAGUCAACAAUAAAUUCAAAGUUCAUGGAGAAGAUGUAGAUGUAAGACCAGAAGAUGCCCAGUAUACUAUUGAUGUCCUGACAAAGUGCCGAACAAAUAAAGAUAAUGGUCAGAUAAAGUUCGUUAAGACUGUUCCAUGGAGUGAAUCAGGAGAACCACUUGUUGUGGCUUUACCACUUUCUCAGAUUGACAGCUUGAGUGCAAUUCGUGUUUACCUAUCUAAGGAUUUGCUUCCUGUUGAAACACGUGAAAACACAUUGAAGAAGAUUGAGGAGGUUCUGAAACGCUUUCCAGAUGGGGUGCCACUUCUAGAUCCAGAAGAUGAUAUGCAGGUGCAGAGUGGCUCAUACAAGAAGGCUGUUCGCCGAUUGGAAACUCUGGAGGGAUUACUUGUUAACCAUACUGUUUCAAAGUCUCCCAUUCUUCAAAAACGCCUAAAAGUACUACAAAAGAAAGUAGAAUUAACUGGAAUGAUCCAUGCUGCUCGGAGAGAGGUCCGUGCUUCUACAUCAUUGGCUUUCAAAGAUGAAUUGAAGGCACGCAAGCGGGUACUUCGGAGAUUAGGGUAUGCAACAAGUGAUGAUGUUGUGGAACUGAAAGGGAAGGUUGCCUGUGAAAUAAGCAGUGCUGAUGAGUUGGCUCUUACAGAACUCGUAUUCAAUGGUGUGUUCAAGGAUAUUCCAGUUGAGCAAAUGGUUGCUCUUUUGUCAUGUUUUGUUUGGCAAGAGAAAUUGAAAGAAAAGAAAAAGCCAAGGGAAGAUCUUGCCAGUCACUUGUCUCUGCUACAGGAUACUGCCCGAAGGAUAGGUCAAGUGCAGCUUGAAUGCAAGGUGCAAAUUGAUGUUGAAGCCUAUGUUGAAUCUUUCCGACCAGACAUUAUGGAGGCAGUUUAUUUGUGGGCAAAAGGUGCAAAGUUCUUUGAAAUAAUGGAGAUUACCGAAGUCUUUGAGGGUAGUUUGAUUCGUGCCAUACGAAGGUUGGAAGAAGUCCUCCAACAAUUAGUGCUAGCUUCAAAAUCCAUAGGAGAGAUUCAGUUAGAAGAAAAAUUUCAGGAGGCAAUCACAAGAAUUAAAAGAGAUAUUGUUUUUGCUGCAUCUCUGUACUUAUAGAAUAAGACAGUAAUAUUAUUUAUCCAAUUUUGCUAGAGGAGCUUAUAAAACUAUUCAUAUAUUUUCUUAUUUGUACGUGUAACAGUAAUGCAUAAAUAAACAAUUUGAUCGUCUAUGAUUAUGAGGAAGUUGCAAAAUCGCAUACAAGGCAACAAGCUUCCUGCUAUUGCAAUUUGAAGCAUUUAUGUAUGCAAUUUUUGAUGA